Molecule: messenger RNA, 4497 nt
Organism: Zootoca vivipara (common lizard)
Lineage: Eukaryota; Metazoa; Chordata; Lepidosauria; Squamata; Lacertidae
Source: RefSeq, a predicted model, not a curated record
AAAGCCAAUGGUGGGGAAGGAGGGAAAGGGUUUUGCGAGGGGGUCCAGGAUGAGAAGCCCCUGGACGGGGAGAAGAGAAGGGAGGAAAGGGAGCUGUUUUUUAAAUGGGGGCUUUGAAGGCGGAGGGGGGGGGAGAGAAAAAAGAUUCCUCCUUCAGGGAUGUGGUGCAAAGGGGGAGAGGACUGGGCAUUGCCGACCAGCAGGGGCGUAGCCAGGGGGGGCAGGGGGCAGUUGCCCCCCUAGAACACAAGCGUACCUAGGGGGGUACGCUAGCCUACGCCCCAAAAAGGAGAGAAAAGCUCCGUCUCCCCCCCCCCCCUCCGUCUUUGGCAGGGAAAAGAGCAGAGGACUGCCCCCUCCCCUUGGGCCAACGUCCACGCCCCCGGGGAUCCCGGUCAUUACGUCAUCACCAGCCAGCCAAUCGGGUGGCUGGACGUGGCGGCGUGGCCGGGCCCCUUUAGCGAGCGGAGAGGCUGGGGGAAAUGCUUUGCAUGUGCCUCUACUCCGCGCUAACGCUUUCCGGGCCGGUGCCUUGCCUUCAGAGCUCCAGAGGCCAGACCCUUGUCUCCAGACCCUUGCCUCCAGUCCUCCAGACCCGCGCAGGGGAUCGUGCUUCGCUGUUGCUGCCCCCCUGCCUCACCUGGCUAGAUCCAUUCCCUGCCUGGCUGGAUCCCUGCCUUGUCGGCCUCCACCAGGAAGCUGCAACUUGCUCUGUUUUCUGCUCUCCUCAGGAAGCUGAACAUGCAAACCUAGCUGAGACGGAACCUGCAAACCUGGCCAGGAUGGAAGGAGGAAGAUGGACGGUUGACCUGGUCAGGCUGUCUCCUGCAUCCCUCCCCACAACCUCUGAGCAUUCCCUCCCAGGACCCAGGGAGAAAUCUGGUGAGGAAGAUGAGGGCCAGAAUUCUAUGGAGCCACCUGUGACUUCAUUGGGAAGAACAAAGAAACAGUUUAAAUGCAUGGAAUGUGGGAUGUACUAUAGUCACAGUGAAACACUUAGAAUACAUCAACAAAUUCACACAGGGAAGAAAUCAUUGGAACGUAUAGAGUGUGGAAAAAGCAUCAGUCAAAAUGGAGCACUUCAAAUACAUCAAAGAACUCACACGGGGGAGAAACCAUUUGAAUGCAUUGAAUGUGGAAAGAGCUUCAGUGGAAGUGGAGACCUUAGAAGACAUCAAAGAACUCACACGAGGGAGAAACCAUUUAAAUGUACUGAAUGUGGAAAGAGCUUCAGUCAAUAUGGACACCUUAUAAGACAUCAACAAACUCACACAGGGGAGAAACCAUUUGAAUGUAUUGAAUGUGGAAAGAGCUUCAAUCAAAAUGGACAACUUAUAAGACAUCAACGAACCCACAGGGGGGAGAACCCAUUUAAAUGUAUUGAAUGUGGAAAGAGCUUCAGUGGAAUUGGAGACUUUAGAAUACAUCAACAAACUCACAGAGGGGAGAAACCAUUUGAAUGUAUUGAAUGUGGAAAGAGCUUCAGUCGAAAUGGACACCUUAGAACACAUCAACGAACUCACACGGGGGAGAAACCAUUUACAUGUAUUGAAUGUGGAAAGAGCUUCAGUCGAUAUGGAAACCUUAGAACACACCAACGAACUCACACGGGAGAGAAACCAUUUAAAUGUAUUGAAUGUGGAAAGAGCUUCAGUGGAAGUGGACACCUUAGAAGACAUCAACGAACUCACACGGGGGAGAAACCAUUUGAAUGUAUUGAAUGUGGAAGAAGCUUCAGUGGAAGUGGAGACCUUAGAACACACCAACGAACUCACACAGGGGAGAAACCAUUUGAAUGUAUUGAAUGUGGAAAGAGCUUCAUUGAAAAUGGAGCACUUAAAAGACAUCAAAGAACUCACACGGGGGAGAAACCAUUUAAAUGUAUUGAAUGUGGAAAGAGCUACAGUGGGAGUGGAGACCUUAAAAUACAUCAACGAACUCACACAGGGGAGAAACCAUUUAAAUGUAUUGAAUGUGGAAAGAGCUUCAGUGGAAGUGGACACCUUAGAAGACAUCAACGAACUCACACGGGGGAGAAACCAUUUGAAUGUAUUGAAUGUGGAAGAAGCUUCAGUCAAUAUGGACACCUUAGAAGACAUCAACGAACUCACACAGGGGAGAAACCAUUUGAAUGCAUUGAAUGUGGAAAGAGCUUCAAUCGAUAUGGACACCUUAGAAGACAUCACCGAACCCACACGGGGGAGAAAUCAUUCAAAUGUACUGAAUGUGGAAAGUGCUUCCGUCAAAAUGGAGUACUUAGAAUACAUCAACGAACCCACACGGGGGAGAAACCAUUUGAAUGUAUGGAAUGUGGAAAGUGCUUCCGUCAAAAUGGAGUACUUAGAAUACAUCAACGAACCCACACGGGGGAGAAACCAUUUGAAUGUAUUGAAUGUGGAAAGAGCUUCAGUGAAAGGGGACACCUUAGAAUACAUAAACGAACUCACAUGGGGGAGAAACCAUUUAAAUGUUUUGAAUGCGGAAAGAGCUUCACUCAAAAUGCAAACCUCAGAAUACAUCAACGAACUCACACAGGGGAGAAACCAUUUAAAUGUAUCGAAUGUGGAAAGAGCUUCAGUGGAAGUGGACACCUUAGAAUACAUCAACGAACUCACACAAGGGAGAAACCAUUUGAAUGUAUUGAAUGUGGAAAGAGCUUUAAUGAAAGUGGAAACCUUAGGAGACAUCAACGAACUCACACGGGGGAGAAACCAUUUGAAUGUAUUGAAUGUGGAAAGUGCUUCAGGCGAAAUGAACACCUUAGAAUACAUCAACGAACUCACACGGGGGAGAAACCAUUUGAAUGUAUUGAAUGUGGAAAGGGCUUCAUUGAAAGUGGAGCACUUAGAAAACAUCAACGAACUCACACGGGGGAGAAACCAUUUGAAUGUACUGAAUGUGGAAAGAGCUUCAGUGGAAAUGGAGGCCUUCGAACACACCAACGAACUCACACGGGAGAGAAACCAUUUGAAUGUAUUGAAUGUGGAAAGAGCUUCGGUUACAGUGGAGCACUUAGAAUACAUCAACGAACUCACACAGGGGAAAAACCAUUUAAAUGUAUUGAAUGUGGAAAGAGCUUCAGUGAAAAUGGAGCUCUUAGAAUACAUCAACGAACUCACACAGGGGAAAAACCAUUUAAAUGUACUGAAUGUGGAAAGUGCUUCAUUCGAAAUGGACACCUUAGAAGACAUCAACGAACUCACACGGGGGAGAAACCAUUUGAAUGUAUUGAAUGUGGAAAGAGCUUCAGUGAAAAUGGACACCUUAGGAAACAUCAGCUUACUCAUGCAGGGGGGAAACCAUAGAUAUUUGGAAAGAGCUUCAGGGGGAGUGGAGAUCUUAAUAUUAAUAAGCAAAUUCACAUGGGGGGGAUUGUAUAUAAUGUUUUCCACUCAGGUUUCCCAGCUUUCCUGGGAAGUGAAGAUGACUGUCAAGUCUCUGGAUGUUUCAAAAAGAAUAAUCUAAUGACAAAAAUAAAGAAAGUGGAAAUACUCUAAUGGCAAAAUUGAUAUCUGACCACAACCCGGUGAUGUUAGAGAUGAGAGAAGGCAAAAAGAAAAGUAAGGGAUGGAGAUUAAAUGGGAGGUUAUUAAAUGAUGAUAAAUUAGUUGAAAACACAAAUAAAUUGAUGAAAGAAUAUUUUGAAUUAAAUAUGAUACAAGAAACAGAUUUGAGAACAGUGUGGGAUGCGGGAAAGGCAUGUAUAUGGGGUUUUUAUAUACAGCAAAAUAUAAUACAAAAAAGAAAUAGAGAAGCUAAGUCAAAUAAGAUAAAACAGAAGAUUGCAGAUAAUGAAAAAUUAUUUGCUAAAUCACCCAAGGAUGUGCAAGUGAAUAAAAAAAAUUAAAAUACUACAAGCUCAUCUAUCAACAAUAUUGAGUGAGGACAUGGAAAAUAGAAUAAAAUGGAUGAAACAAAAAUCAUUCAAAUUAGGCAAUAGACUAGAUAAACUCUUAGCGUGGAUGAUCAAGAAAAAACAGAAGGAGAAAUAAAUAAGGUAAUAUUUUGUUGUUUAGUCGUUUAGUCGUGUCCGACUCUUCGUGACCCCAAGGACCAUAGCACGCCAAGCACUCCUGUCUUGCACUGCCUCCCGCAGUUUGGUCAAACUCAUUUUCGUAGCUUCGAGAACACUGUCCAACCAUCUCGUCCUCUGUCGUCCCCUUCUCCUAGUGCCCUCAAUCUUUCCCAACAUCAGGGUCUUUUCCAGGGAGUCUUCUCUUCUCAUGAGGUGGGCAAAGUAUUGGAGCCUCAGCUUCAGGAUCUGUCCUUCCAGGGAGCACUCAGGGCUGAUUUCCUGAAGAAUGGAUAGGUUUGAUCUUCUUGCAGUCCAUGGGACUCUCAAGAGUCUCCUCCAGCACCAUAAUUCAAAAGCAUCAAUUCUUCGGCGAGAGAAUUGAUGCUUUUGAAUAGAGGAAUCUAUUACAAUACCGAUUAAUAAUUUAAUGAAUAAAAUAAUGUUGGAAGGUGAAAUCCCCAAUUCAUGGCAAGAGGCUAAUA